This is a messenger RNA of Hippocampus comes (tiger tail seahorse), 2485 nucleotides long. It is a transcript of the gene galnt10, whose product is annotated as UDP-N-acetyl-alpha-D-galactosamine:polypeptide N-acetylgalactosaminyltransferase 10 (GalNAc-T10). The coding region runs from base 1 to 1821 and encodes 606 amino acids. Lineage: Eukaryota; Metazoa; Chordata; Actinopteri; Syngnathiformes; Syngnathidae. Gene Ontology annotation, molecular function: polypeptide N-acetylgalactosaminyltransferase activity. The transcript has 14 exons. Gene Ontology annotation, cellular component: Golgi apparatus. The record is from RefSeq and is a predicted model, not a curated record. Gene Ontology annotation, biological process: protein O-linked glycosylation.
AUGAGGCGGAAGGAGAAGAGGCUGCUGCAGUUCGCGGGGCUGCUCAUUGCGGCUCUCCUCUUCCUCCCCAACGUCGGCCUGUGGUCCUUGUACCGGGACCGGGUGUUCGACAGACCGGCGGCCAACGCGGCGGACGGACCCGGCGGCGGCCAGCAGACGCAGGGGCUGAACCAGAUGAGGAAGGUCGCCCAAAUUGGGCAAGACGGCGUGCGACGGACCGACUGGCACGACUACGAUGCCAUGCGAAGGGACGCCGCUCGAGUUGGAAACGGCGAACAGGGAAAACCUUUUCCCGUAUCCGAGGCCGACCGGGUGGACCUGGCCUACAGGGAGAACGGCUUCAACAUCUACGUCAGCGACCGCAUCUCGCUCAACCGCUCCCUUCCGGACAUCCGCCACCCAAACUGCAAGCGGAAGCUGUACGCCGAGAAGCUGCCCAACACCAGCAUCAUCAUCCCGUUCCACAACGAGGGCUGGUCGUCGCUGCUGAGGACCGUCCACAGCGUCCUCAACCGCUCGCCUCCGCAGCUCAUCGCCGAGGUCAUCCUGGUGGACGACUUCAGCGACAAAGAGCACUUGAAGGCAGCGUUGGAGGAGUACAUGGAGCGCCUGCCCAAAGUGCGCAUCCUGAGGACCAAGAAGAGGGAGGGUCUGAUCCGGACCCGGCUGCUGGGCGCCAGCGCCGCCAAGGCCCAGGUCAUCACCUUCCUGGACUCGCACUGCGAGGCCAACGUCAACUGGCUGCCGCCGCUACUCGACCGAAUCGCCCAGAACCGGAGGACGGUGGUGUGCCCGAUGAUCGACGUGAUCGACCACGACAAUUUUGGCUACGACGCGCAGGCCGGCGACGCCAUGCGCGGGGCCUUCGACUGGGAGAUGUACUACAAGCGCAUCCCCAUCCCCGCCCGCCUGCAGAAGGACGACCCCAGCGAGCCCUUCGAGUCCCCGGUGAUGGCGGGCGGGCUGUUCGCCGUGGACAGGAAGUGGUUCUGGGAUCUGGGAGGCUACGACGCGGGGCUGGAGAUCUGGGGAGGAGAGCAGUACGAGAUCUCUUUCAAGUUGUGGAUGUGCGGCGGGCGCAUGGAGGACAUCCCGUGCUCCAGGGUGGGGCACAUCUACAGGAAGUACGUCCCUUACAAGGUCCCCGGCGGGAUCAGCUUAGCCAAGAACCUGAAGCGCGUGGCCGAGGUGUGGAUGGACGAGUACGCCGAGUACGUGUACCGGCGGCGGCCCGAGUACCGCCACUUGUCGGCGGGCGACAUGACGGCGCAGAAGGAGCUGCGGAGCCGCCUGGCGUGCAACAACUUCAAGUGGUUCAUGAGCGAGGUGGCCUGGGAUCUGCCCGAGCACUACCCGCCCGUGGAGCCCCCCGCCGCCGCCUGGGGCGAGAUCCGCAACGUGGGCAGCGACAUGUGCAUGGAGGUCAAACACUUUGUGUCGGGCAGCCCCGUGCGCUUGGAGAACUGCGCCAAAAGCCGCGGCGACGUGGCCUGGAGUCACGGGCAGGUGCUAACGCUGGGUUGGCGCGAGGACAUUCGCGUGGGCGACCCGGUGCACACCAGGAAGGUUUGCCUUGACGCCGUCUCCCACAGAAGCCUCGUCACCCUCUACGACUGCCACGGCAUGAAGGGGAACCAGCUGUGGCGCUACCGAAAGGAUAAGAGCUUGUACCACCCGGUGAGCAACAGCUGCGUGGACGGCAGCCCCGGCGAGCGCCGCGUCUUCAUGAACUCGUGCGACCCGUCUUUGCUCAGUCAGCAGUGGCUCUUCGAGAGGACCAACGCCACCGUGCUGGAGCGCUUCAACCGGGGCACCGAUUGACGCCGCCCUCGCAAGAUGAAGAAAACGUUGGCCGAAUAACGAGCCGUUUGUCCGACAGUCGUGGAAAAGGCGUGACGAGGGUGCUCCCCGGUCCAGCAGACGACGAUUUGACCGUGAGCGCUUGAGACCAGGAAGAAGGUGGUCCCGGAGCGGGGCGGUCGGUCCCCGAAGACCCUCCGAAGACGUUUGCUCUCUUCUCAAGCGCCCGCCCAAAUGUUUGGAGAACUCUCUCUGAAAAAAACUCUCCGGGAUUAUAACGGAAGCUCUUCUUCAGUCGCCGCCUUUGAACUCUCUGGGGUCGGGUUUCUCCGAGAAAGACGCGUCGAAGGGACGGUUGGUCUUGCAUCCAAUAAAGAAAUUGCCGUCUGCUUUCAUGUCAAAAGAAGUCAACGCAUGCACAAGGACGAGGCAAAAAGCUCUCAGAGUGAGACUGAAUCAAGUCGGGCGCCGGCGCCAGAGGUGCAAAAGAAAGACUUGGCCCUCCCCUCGCAUGCUGAUCGCCACUCGUAAAGAGCGGGCAAAUCGAAAAAUGAGCAGAAAAUGGAGCAUUUUACGGCGGGCGUGAAAGGGGCUACUGGCUCUGAUACUACCUUCAAAGCUGUCAAAUUCCAACUGCCUCGCAUUUAUACACACACGGAAGAAAUUAAAGCGACUCUGGAUGUCA